AUGGGGAAUUGCCUCAAAUCCCCGACUUCGGAUGGCAUCUCCCUGCUUCACGAGUCUCAGUCCGACCCAGCUAGCUUUGGCGAGGGGACGGAGCCAGAUCAGGAGCCGCCGCCACCAAAUCAGGAACAAGUUCCGGUUCCCAUCUAUCAUCCGACAUCUAGCCAGACUCAGCUAGCAACUCUGCUGACUGAAGAGGAACAAAUCAGAAUAGCUCAGAGAAUAGGCCUUAGACAGCAUCUGCCUAAAGGAGUUUAUGACCCUGGAAGAGAUGGAUCGGAAAAAAAGAUCCGAGAGUGUGUGAUCUGUUUGAUGGACUUUGUCUAUGGGGACCCGAUUAGAUUUCUGCCGUGCAUGCACAUCUAUCACCUGGACUGUAUAGAUGACUGGUUGAUGAGAUCCUUCAUGUGCCCCUCCUGCAUGGAGCCAAUUGAUGCAGCGCUGCUCUCAUCCUAUGAGACUAACUGA
Messenger RNA from Apodemus sylvaticus (European woodmouse), 465 nucleotides. RefSeq names its product RING finger protein 11-like. NCBI's taxonomy places the organism in Eukaryota, Metazoa, Chordata, Mammalia, Rodentia, Muridae. The coding region runs from base 1 to 465 and encodes 154 amino acids. The record is from RefSeq and is a predicted model, not a curated record. The transcript has a single exon.